UGAAAUUGAACCUCAGCCAGAAAUUACGCCAGGAAACAUGGUUACUCCCCAACAACUUGUCGUUCCAGUUGAUGUUCCUUGUGAUACCAUUGCAUCUCCACCGUCAUUGGAGGAACACUUAACGACUGAACAACUGCCUGCAACUGAGAAAGCUAACCGCAGCGAGAGCACUGCAGUUGAUGCUAUUCGCAACAUUGUCUACCGAUGCAAGCUGAAUAUGGCAAAUACUCGUAUUGUGCUGGAAGAACUUAGGUCCCUGCAUCCUGAGUUGCCGACUGACCCUCGGACAUUGAUGAGGACUGAAGACUUUUUUCAGAGGAGAGCAGUUGGUCCUGGGAUGUAUGUUCACAUUGGUCUUCGUCGUCAGAUUUUGUCUCGCUUACAAAUUCUCAAAUCUGAAGUCUCAGUGCCACUUGGUCUGCAGCUGAACAUUGAUGGUGCUCAAAUUUUCAACAACUCCAAAUUGCAGAUGUGGCCAAUACAAGGGAAGUUACUUUUGUCUGGCUGCGACAAGGUAUUCUUGGUAGGUGUCUACUGUGGUUCAUGUAAACCUUCAAGUAUACACUUUUUUGAGGGACACUAUAGUCGAAUUAGAAUGCAUUUGUGCUAAUGGUAUCACAUUACCCAACAGCCAUCGCAUUGACAUUGUACUUAAGGGCGUCAUCUGUGACACACCAGCGAGAUCACUAGUUAAGCAAAUAAGCGGUCACAAUUCAACACAAGGAUUCGAUAAAUGUGAGGCUGUAUGCCGUCGUGCAAAUAAUCGCAUGGUUUAUCCUACUACAUGUGCUGCUUUAAGAACAGACACGGCUUUUCGCA
Messenger RNA from Trichobilharzia szidati, 819 nucleotides. NCBI's taxonomy places the organism in Eukaryota, Metazoa, Platyhelminthes, Trematoda, Strigeidida, Schistosomatidae. The record is from the annotation of a GenBank genome assembly.